Sabethes cyaneus is the source of this 1017-nucleotide messenger RNA. Its product is annotated as lipase member H-B. The coding region runs from base 1 to 1017 and encodes 338 amino acids. The transcript has 4 exons. NCBI's taxonomy places the organism in Eukaryota, Metazoa, Arthropoda, Insecta, Diptera, Culicidae. Gene Ontology annotation, molecular function: lipase activity. The record is from RefSeq and is a predicted model, not a curated record.
AUGACGACGGCUUUCGGUCGGUCGGUUGCAGCUUCCCCAACGCUGGAUGAGGAUGAAUUGUUAGCUAAUCGGGUGGGCAUAGUGGUGGGAGCCGUCGGAAAUACACUGUCACAGCUCUUCUUCGGCACCGAUGAGGUUCGGUCCGAGGUGACCUUCUGGUGUUCGAAACCCGAUCAUCUGCCGUAUCAGCAAGUGUUCGUUAACGAUCCGUAUGUUCACGAUAAAAUAGACGUUACGAAGGCGAUUCUUAUCCUAACCCAUGGUUGGACGGAUAACGUUAACCGCACCUGGGUGCGGGAGAUUGUGGUUGAUUACAUCGACAACGUCGGAGGAAACAUCUGCGCGGUGGACUGGAGCUAUCUGGCACUGGUGGAGUACAACCUGGCGGCUCGUAAUACCGGCAAAGUGGGACGGUACCUGGCGAAAUUCAUCAAAUUUCUCCUCUCGGAAGGACUUACCGUCGAUCAGGUGACGCUGGUAGGCCACAGCAUGGGAGCUCACAUUUCCGGCAUCGCCGGAGCAGCACUGGACGGGAAGGUGCCAAUGAUUGUGGCACUGGAUCCGGCGGGACCAUCCUUCACGAAGCCCUUCCUGGUGUCCGCUCAGAAGCGGUUGGACAAGACUGACGCCCGGUUCGUGCAGGCGAUUCACACCGACAAAAACAUCAUCGGAACGGCGACAAAUGUCGGCCAUCAGGAUUUUUACACCAACAACGGGGCUAGCCCACAGCCGGGCUGUGAGUUCCCGUUGGUCAACAACGAUACCACGAAAGCUUAUCUUCAAUUCAUCUGCAGUCACUUUAAGGCAGUGGAAUAUUUUCGGGCUUCCUUAAACCGGAACAACAUCUUUAUGGGCACCAAUUGCCACUCGUACUUCUUCUACCGUCGGGGUGAAUGUGCCAACAACACACGGGACGACUUUGGACUCUACAACAGCAAACGAGCCCUCGGACCGCUGUUCAUCUCGAUAGACAAAACCGUUUACCCGUACGCCAAAUCCGUAUCUCGAAAUACAUGA